ACACAAACCCAGAAGCCGGUUUUUUCAACUUUCUACUGUUCCCUGCCCCACACUCCUCCUCUUUCCCUUCACUAUAUAUACACCAAAAUGAAACACAAUAUGAAUCCACCAAACUAAUUUUGCUUUUCAUUAUCUAUUUUCAUAAUAUCAUUAGCCAAGGAUAUAUAGGAUACUCAUCAUGUCUCCUGUAAUGGCAGUAAGUGCUCAUAAUCACAAGGGUGAAUGCCAUAAAGGAGUGAAGCAGCUGGUUGAUAGUGGCCUUCAAAGGGUACCUAAAAAGUACAUACUUUCUCCUUCAGAACGUCCUGCUACCAAUAUGGAAGAAGAUCCAAUAAAUGUUGCCAAGCAAAACCUUCAGCUACCCAUCAUUGAUUUUUCUGAUUUGCUUGGUCCAAAUAGGCCCCAAGUCCUUCAAAACCUUGCAGCUGCUUGUGAAGGCUACGGGUUUUUUCAGCUGGUAAACCAUGGGAUCUCAGAUGAUGUUAUAAGAAGCAUGAUUGGUGUGGUCGGAAGGUUCUUUAAUCUUUCAUUUGAGGAGAGAACUAGAUACAUGACAGAAGACAUGAGAGCAGCGGUUCGAUAUGGGACUAGUUUCAGCCAAACCAAGGACAGCGUGUUCUGUUGGAGGGACUUCUUGAAACUCCUCUGUCAUCCCUUGCCUGAAUUCCUUCCACAUUGGCCUCCUUCCCCUGUGGACUUUAGGAAAGUGGCGGCUACCUACGCACAAGAAACCAAACACUUAUUCCUGAUGUUAAUGGAAGCCAUCGUAGAGAGUUUAGGAAUCAUGGAAGCCAACGAAGGAGAAGAGACAUUAGAGAAGGACAAUAUUCUGAAAGAAAUGGAAGAUGGAAGCCAGGUUUUGGUGACCAAUUUCUAUCCACCAUGCCCUGAGCCAGACCUAACCCUAGGCAUGCCCCCUCACUCUGAUUAUGGAUUCCUCACACUUCUUCUCCAAGACGAGGUUGAGGGUUUGCAGAUCCAAUUCCAAGAGAAAUGGUUCACUGUCCAACCUAUCAACAAUGCCUUCGUUGUAAAUGUUGGUGAUCAUCUUGAGAUAUAUAGCAACGGGAAAUACAAGAGCGUGUUACACAGGGUUGUGGUGAAUUCAGCAAAUAGCAGGACUUCAGUGGCUUCGCUGCAUAGUCUUCCUUUCAACAGCACCGUGAGACCGUCACCGAAACUUGUAGAUGAAACGAAUCCCAAACGUUACGCGGACACGGACUUUGAAACUUUUCUUGCUCACAUUUCAACCACUGAGACCAAGAGAAAGGAUUUCCUAAACUCUAGGAAAUUGACUUCGACAUGAUAAUCACUAGAGUAGAGUCUAGGAGGGACGAAAAUUAUGGAUAGAAAAUUUGAGUGAAGUGCCAUGGCACACUACAAUAAUUGAUCAAUUAUUACUUUCCUUUUUAUGUGAUGUUAUUAUGUUACAAGCAUGAUCAGUCUCGUGAGUGUAUCUAGCCUGUAAAAGAUAAUCACGAUUCAUGGAAGAUACAUAGUUGACAAGGGUUUUUAUCUAAUUUCAUAUGUAUGAUACUUAAUGGAGUAGUGGGAGAAUAUUUUGUUGAAAGAGACAUAGUUAUUUAAUGUAAUCUUUAAAUAUCACGGUUCAUGGAAGAUACAAGGAGUAAUUGGUCAGGGUUUUAGAUCUAUUUAAGUAGAAAAUUAUUCCAUGCAUAUGUAUGAUACUUAAUGGAGUAGUUAGAGAAUAUUUUGUUGAGAGACACAUACUUGUUUAAUGUGAUUUUUAAGUUUGGAGGAAAUUAGUCUUAUAAUUGUCGGUUGUAAGAAUAUCUUGAGAAAAAAAUUGAUAUAUAGAUCGUGUAAGGUUUUCUUCACAAUUUGCAUACUCACAAAAUAUUACGAGGGUUUUGAUAAA
Molecule: messenger RNA, 1879 nt
Organism: Lotus japonicus
Lineage: Eukaryota; Viridiplantae; Streptophyta; Magnoliopsida; Fabales; Fabaceae
Product: probable 2-oxoglutarate-dependent dioxygenase SLC1
Exons: 5
Coding region: 179-1306 (375 amino acids)
Source: RefSeq, a predicted model, not a curated record